AUGUAUCUGGGCGGGGAGAGGGCGGGAGGGGGCCGCUUUGGGGUACUCAGGCAGUGGAGACGCUCCAGUCGGAACACACGAGGCCCGGCGUACUGUUUACUUGUCUCUCUGUCUUCACCGGCCGCACCGACGGGCAGUUGGGUUUUGUCUGAAGCCCAGCAAGACCGACUCGUCCGGCAGACAGAAAGGCCUGUCCCGCCGAGCAAUUUUUGGCCCGAGGCAUUUCAGCCUCGUACCCGAAAUACUGGCCACCUCCUCCGGACCAGCAAUAUCGGAUUACCUUCUAAUUCCACCUGA
Messenger RNA from Protopolystoma xenopodis, 297 nucleotides. The record is from the annotation of a GenBank genome assembly. Lineage: Eukaryota; Metazoa; Platyhelminthes; Monogenea; Polystomatidea; Polystomatidae.